UCUACCUCUGACCUGAGUCACUUCCGGGCCGGCGACGAGCAAGGAAGUAAAGUUUCAGCUAAGAUUGCCGUUAAGCAUUUUGGGAUAAAUCUGUGCAGUUUGAAACAAUUCAUCAAUUAGGAGAAAGGCAAUGGCAUCUAAAAGCAAACUUCCAGUCAUUACACAAAAAAAGGUCUUUGCGGCACUUCCAACUGCAGAAAGAGGAAAACCUGUUAAGAUCACUGGAGACCCCAAAGGAGAAAACUUCUUGUAUUGCAAUGGUCAGAGCAUUUUCAUUAGGAAUAUUCAGGAGCUUUCCAAAGUGGAUGUAUACACAGAACACUCCAAACCUACCACCAUUGCACGUUAUUCACCCUCCCGCUUCUACAUUGCUUCAGCAGACAUAGCAGGAAAAGUUCGAAUUUGGGACACUGUCAACCCUGAACACAUUUGUAAAGCAGAGUACCCUGCUCUCGGUGGGGCAAUCUUGGAUCUGGACUGGUCAACAGACAACCGACACAUUGUAGUUUGUGGAGAUGGACGUGAAAAGUUUGCCCAUGUUUUUGCAAUGGAAACUGGCACUUCUGUAGGUGAGAUUAUUGGACAUUCCAAAAAGGUCAACACUUGCUCAUAUCGACAGUCUCGACCUUUUCGAAUUGUGACAGCAAGUGAAGAUCGAACUGUGGCUCUGCAUGAAGGACCUCCAUUCAAGUUUCAAAAAAGCUUUCAUAAUCACUCAAAUUUUGUGAAUGUUGCAAGAUAUUCAAAAAGUGGGGAUGUCUUCAUCAGUGGAGGUGCGGAUGGAAGGCUCUUCAAGUUUGAUGGAAAGUCUGGUGAUGAACUAGGAGAAAUAGGAUCCCCUGCUCACAAAGGUGGCAUCUAUGAUCUGACAUUCAGUCCAGAUGAUAAGCAGAUCUUGACAGUGUCUGGAGACAAGACUGCCAAAAUAUUUGAUGUACAAUCAGGAAAUCUUGUCAUAGAUUUUGUCAUGGGGGACAAGGACUGGCAGGACAUGCAGUUGGGAUGCUUGUGGCAAGGUCCAAAUAUCAUUAGUGUCAAUGCUCGUGGCCACCUGAUAUAUCAUAGCCUGGAGACACCAGAUCAACCACUCAGGGUUGUCAAGGGUCACAUGAAGCCUAUCACAUCUUUGGCUGUGACCAGAGAUGGCAGUAAAUUCUUCACUGGUGGUCUAGAAGGCAUUGUAUGGUGGGAAGCUGGUUCUGGCACAAAUGAUAUAGUUCAAGGGCCUGGACACACAUCAGAAGUGACAGACCUUGCAGUGGAUGAUGACAUACUUGUCAGCAUUGGUGUUGAUGAUUUUGUUCGCUUCUCGUCUGUUAGCACUUGUCAGUUCAGAGAUGGUCAGGCUUGCAAACUGGACUCUCAGCCCAAAGCUGUUGAUGCCUGCAAUGGUGUAGUUGUGACAGCAUCUGUGCAACAUCUGACUGUACUUUUAAAUGGUAAGAAAGUGUUUACCUUGCCAGUCAAGUCUGAGGCACUCUGUGUUAGCAUUCACCCUGGUGGAUUUUUUGUUGCUGUAGGACACAAGGACAGCAAAGUUCGAAUUUACUCUCUGCAAAAUGGAGCCUUGAGUGAAAACCAGACAGUACCUGUGAAAGGUGAGCCGUCUGCCCUUGCCUAUUCACCAGAUGGGGCUUAUCUGGCAGUUGGAGCAGACCGCCAGGUUUUGGCCUUCUCUGUCCCUGAUUACAAGGAACUGAGUAAUGGGGAGACUCACACAGCUCGUGUCAAAUGCUUAGCAUGGUCACCAGACAGCUCAAGAUAUGUUACUGGUGGUCUAGACAGUAUGGUCAUUCUCUGGGAUGAUGUUAACUGCUCUUUUAAAGAGAGGCCCAAAAUUAGAGCACACACAAUGAGUCAUGCCAACCAAAUCGCUUGGCUGGAUUCCCACACUGUCAUCACAGCAGGCCAGGAUGCCAAUGUCAAGCAGUUUUCUGUUACAGAUUAAAUCUGUGUAUCUGGCCAGAGUAGGCAUAUUUUUUUAAGUUGUGUAAAUAUUUUUGAUGUUCUUGCAAAUACUUUAACACUUGUUAUUCGAUUAGUUGACAGGAUGCAUUUUGCACUUGAUGUGUGUUUUAUGCACCAAACUGUAUGUUUUAGGAAGAGACUUUUAUCUUUAUCGGUUAAUAAGAUUUAAUAUGAUCAUGAUUUGAAAUCUUAUUGAUUUUUCUUUUGUUGGCAUUGUUAAAAUCUUAAGGACUAAUCUGUAUUUAUGGUGCAAAUAACUAAUAUAUCUUUAAAUGUUCAGAAGGGACUGAUAUUGGCAAUGUUUAUAAGGAGUGUGCUCAUUGAUCUAAAGAUUGUGUUAGCGACUGGACUGAGACACUGCAAAAAUAUCAAGUAACUGAAUCUCUCAGAAACAUCAUAUUAUGAGAUUUACUUUUCUUCUAGUUAACUCACCUGCCCUGAUAAAACAAUAUUUAAAUAUAAGCCAGGUAAUAUAAUUGAAAAAAAAAUCUGAUUCAACUAGAUGCUUCUAUAAGUUCAUUAAACCUCAAGAAGUCACGAACUAUAUCUUGCAUCUGUCCAUGGAAAUAUUUGUUACCUUGAUUCUUCUUUCAAUACUUACAACUGUGUGAGCUGUUAGCUAAAAUUGCUCAGGACUCUUUCAUGUUAAAAUUUUCUGCUCAGUAAUAGAGUAAGUGUGAAGUGGAUUGGUUCUGCUUGUGAAUUUUGAGAAAUAUACAGUAGACAGUCGUGAACAUGGUUAAAAUGCUUGCACAUUAGUUUUGCCUUUGCAGAUAUCUAUGGAAACUGUUUUCUUCAGCUUUAUAUUAUAGCUGUUCAAUUAUUCCCUGAUUACUUCAUAUAGUUCAGUGGUCCAAAAGGUAAGUGAAUAGAAGGACUGAGUAUGUAUGAAAAUUAAAUCUAGAAAUUAAGGCAUCAGGUUACCACCUUUCAAUUUAUCCCAGUAAAUUUUGUUUUUUUAAAAGAAAUUUCAACUGAAAUAUUGCAGUAAAGAUGACAAUCAAAAUCAGCAACCAUUAAUACAGUCUGCCGAGAUGAAACUAUAGGCACUGUGCAACAUUUGUUGCUGCAUGUUACCAUAUUAGCAGACAGAAGCAUGGAGUAAAUUGUCCAUGUUCAGUGAGUUAAUAGAUAUUAAAGUUGUAUCAUCAAUCAAUUAAAUGAGCUAGAUUAUUUAAAUUAAGCUCUCAAGACACAGAAAAACUGGGCAAAUAUAGAGCAAAGAAGUGCUAAAGAAAGGAACAUGUUCAAGGCUUUUAGCUUGCUUAGAAUGUUAUAUAGUCAAAGGUAUUUUAUCACUAAAUGCAUGCAGCAUUUUUAUCAGCAAAGAUGGUGCUUGUUUUUCCUUAUGGAAAGAGCAGAAUAAAAUAAAGUAUUUGCUGUAAA
Molecule: messenger RNA, 3354 nt
Organism: Pomacea canaliculata
Lineage: Eukaryota; Metazoa; Mollusca; Gastropoda; Architaenioglossa; Ampullariidae
Product: actin-interacting protein 1-like
Exons: 16
Coding region: 131-1948 (605 amino acids)
Biological process (GO): locomotion; actin filament depolymerization; positive regulation of actin filament depolymerization
Cellular component (GO): cortical actin cytoskeleton
Molecular function (GO): actin filament binding
Source: RefSeq, a predicted model, not a curated record